AUGCUCCUCGACGCCAGUCGUCGGCGCGUCCGCCUGGCGCCACAUGCGAGUCGAUUCAUGUCGCUUUUCGACAAGAUGUUCUCGUAUGGAAGCGACAGUGCUGCAAAGAAGACGUCUGCAGGUAGCAGCGGGUACCAGCUCGCGUUGCUGGGCUAUGUUGCUGGCACGAUGUUGCCCAAGGACUCGAUGCAACGCAUCAUGAACAACGAUCCAGGGUACCUCAUGGGGCAUGUACUCGUGGGUGCCAGCGAGUGCUUGUACCCUCGCUUUCAUAACGAGAGCAAAGACGCCGUACGUCGUGCAGAAGCGGCGAAGGCGUUGAUAGCGUCAGGAGCUGCACCGUCCAAGACGGAAACACUGCAUGUGCAUGCACUUGAUGCUUUGGUUGGAGGGCGCUACCGCGAAGCAUCCGCCGCGUAUGAGAUGAUCCUCCGACACGACGCCAAGGACCUGCUUGCGAUCAAAUGCGCCGUCGACAUCUACGAGCUUCUUGGAGAUGCUCGAAAUAUGCAGGACACCAUCUCGCGCGUGUUACCGUACUGGCAGGCCAGCCACCAAGGGUACAGCCACCUCUUGUCGAUGCAAGCGUUUGCCCUUCAAGAGCGCGGCGAUUUCGGCGCCGCGGAAGCAUUAGCCCAUCGAUCCAUGUCGAUGAAUGAUGAAGAUGGCAGUGCAUUCCACGCACUGCUCCAUGUGCUUGAGUGCCAAGGCAAGCACCAGGACGGCGCCAGUCUCGCCUUGCGCCAUCAAGAUGCGUGGAGCGACUUUGUUGUGCUAAAAUCGCACCUGACCAUCCACUGGAUGCGAUUCCUCAUCGAAACAGGCCGGUUUGACCGCGUUGUGGCGUUGCUGAGAAAUGACGUGUUCGUUUCGGACGAGCUGCUGUCGUCGAAAGUGCUCGUCGACAUCACCCAAGUGUACUGGCGCCUUCGGUUCGCGGGGUUUGACGUGCCGUUUGUCCUGGAAGAGCUCGAUCGCCAAUGGAGCGCUGUUGUCAAGGACACAGACACGGUGCCUCUGAGUCCUCUCGCCACCGUGCAUGCCCAUAGCGUGUUUUCGUUGGUGCGACCAAGUACUGGCGCUCCUCGAAUCACCGAGGCAUGGUUUGCAUGUGACGUCGAGUCGUUGCAUGCAACGUGGGGAACGUCUUCCGCAGUCGAAGGGACUUCCAUCGACAGAAUCGUCCAAUUCAGCCAUCGAUUGCCAGGCAAUGGCGAAGUUCAUGUCGUGACAACUCUGCUGGACGCCUUCUCGGCGUAUGGAAAGGGACAGUACAACGAAGCUGUCAACAAGUUGCUCGCCGUCCGAGGUCACCUGCAUGUCGUUGGCGGUACCCGCGUUGAAGCUGAACUGUUUGAGUGUCUACUCUUCGACUCUGCUCGUGCAUCGUCACAACUUGACUUGGCCAAACUCAUUCUCCACGAACGGCUGAAUGUAAAGCCCCAAAGCGCUCAGUACUGGAAGUCGUACGGAGACAUCACGGAAGACCUCAAGGAAGACGAUGUUGUCGACGGAGCGAGGCGCAUGAGCUACGUUCUCGGUAGGCGCACGUGCCGCCGCUUCGCGAUGCUGACAAGUGCGCAGGCCUGGGCCAAGCAGGGACGAACGCUGCGUAGAAAGGAUCGAAUUUUGUUUUUUUUCACAUGCAUUUCACGAAAAUAG
Messenger RNA from Aphanomyces invadans, 1662 nucleotides. RefSeq lists its product as hypothetical. Gene Ontology annotation, molecular function: protein binding. Bases 1 to 1662 code for a protein of 553 amino acids. The record is from RefSeq and is a predicted model, not a curated record. The transcript is spliced from 13 exons. NCBI's taxonomy places the organism in Eukaryota, Oomycota, Saprolegniomycetes, Saprolegniales, Verrucalvaceae.